AUGAAUAUAAAUGCCACAAGUCAGGAAUUUGCCUUUGAGACAACUGCCAGAGUCUUCAGAACAGCUUAUUAUGUGGCCAAAUCUAACAAACCUUUCACUGAUUUUGAAAGUUUGAUAGACCUGCAGGAGGCAAACUCAAUGAAUUUAGGCCGUGUUUUACACAGUGUGGACAUUGUGGAUCAUGUGGCUUCACAGAUGAAAAAUGAGAUCUUGAAAAAGAUUAUCAAAAAUAAGAGUAAAAUCACCAUACUGGCAGAUGAAUCCACUACAGUUGGAAACAAGUCCACGCUGAUUGUGUUUCUUAAGGCUAGUGUUGAUGGAGCCAUGGAGCCAAUAGCUUUCCCACUGGAGCUGGUUGAGUUGGAUAGUUUGAAUGCAGCUCACAUCAAAGUGAAACUCCUAACCUGCUUGCAAAAAAAUGGUUUAAGCUCUCAACUGCUGCAACAACAGUUAAUUGGAUUUUGUAGUGAUGGAGCAAGUGUGAUGCUGGGAGUGAAGUCUGGAGUCGGAAAGCUACUCAAGGAUGACUUUCCAUCUAUUGUGCUGUGGCACUGCCCUAACCAUAGGUUAGAGCUUGCAGACCAAGCACUUGAUAAAAAAGGAGGAACAAAGGACUUUCAUGCUUUCCUGGAUUCACUGUAUGCCCUGUACAGCCAGUCUCCUAAAAACACGAGAGAGCUGAGCGAAUGUGCCCACAAUCUACACAUCACCCUCAGAAGAAUAGGGAAAGUGUUUACUGUUCGCUGGGUGGCUUCUUCAUGGAGAGCAGUCAGUGCAGUGUGGCAAUCAUACCCAGCCUUGGCACAACAUUUUCGUAAGGCAUCAGAGGACCACAGCAGCGACAGUAAGGAAAGAGCCAAAUUUAGUGGAUUGUUAUCCAAGUUGUGCUCUGUCAGUUUUGUCAAAAGUCUGGCACUGAUGGUGGAUAUUCUGACAGAGCUGAAAAACUUGUCUGAAAUACUUCAGAGCAGGAAGACCACAAUCCCUAAGGCCCAUGAGAUGAUGACCAUCUAUGUGCAGCGCAUUGAGAGCCUGUGUGACUACCCAGGGAAACAUACAGUGGAAGCAGUCCAGAGUGAGCAGAAGAUGAUUUUCGAGGGGGAACAACUGAGAGUGGGAAAGUCCCCCACCAUUGAUUCUGUUCAGUUUAUACAUGCAGUUGUUGAAAAUAUGAAGCAAAGAUUAUUUACAACGACAGCAAACAGAGCACAGAGCAGUGUGGUAACUAGCCGCAAAGAGGCUUACAACAGUCUGAUCAAUCAGAUGGCAGUCCUCAACCCAGACAGUUGGGUGCAAGACAAUCCUCACUAUGGAGAAGAGGAAGUCAAAGGUUUAUGUGAUGUCCUAAGCAUUAAUGACAAGGAGGCACAUAUUGGAUUCAUUGAAUACAAAGCAAGUGGUGGCAGAAGCAUCCCUGACAAGUUGAAGAAGUUGUUCACAGCAGUGAACACCCUCUCUGCAAGUAAUGCAGAUUGUGAGCGUGGUUUCAGCACAAUGAACAACAUCCUGACUGAAUACAGAGGACGUCUGACAACAGUGAAUGCAUCCAAUCUAUUGCUCAUUAGUUCUGUGGGCCCCCCCUGCAAGAAAUGGGAUCCACUGCCCUAUGUGAAAACUUGGCUGGGGAAAGGCAGAAGAGCAGCUCAUGCAACAAGUGGCAUGGCACGCCAUUGCAUGCCAUGA
Amphiprion ocellaris (clown anemonefish) is the source of this 1683-nucleotide messenger RNA. Its product is annotated as E3 SUMO-protein ligase KIAA1586-like. The record is from RefSeq and is a predicted model, not a curated record. Lineage: Eukaryota; Metazoa; Chordata; Actinopteri; Pomacentridae. The transcript has a single exon. The coding region runs from base 1 to 1683 and encodes 560 amino acids.